This is a messenger RNA of Salmo salar (Atlantic salmon), 2133 nucleotides long. Lineage: Eukaryota; Metazoa; Chordata; Actinopteri; Salmoniformes; Salmonidae. The record is from RefSeq and is a predicted model, not a curated record.
GUUUUGGUUCCGGGUCCGUCGGCGAUGAAAUAACUAAUGAAAAAUUGGAUUUGCAAUGAUUUGCUUCUUAUUUGUGCAAACAUAGCAACUAAAGUUGAUCAUAUGAGCGUCGCCAUGGUGUCAAAGUAAGCUGGAGAGGCUUGCUUGCUAGCUAACUAGUCUCGACAAGUUUGAUACGGAUCAAGUCUUUGUUGGUUUUUACGAAAUGUGUUUGCUGCUCGGUGCAACCGGUGUUGGAAAAACUCUUCUCUUGAAACGUUUACAGAAGCUCAGUGUGAGAGAUGGCACAACUGAUUUAGGGGAACCCCCUGUUACUCUACCUACGGUGGGCACCAACCUGACAGACCUGACUCUGAAGAGAAAGAGGGUGACUGUGAGAGAGCUGGGAGGCUGUAUGGGUCCUAUCUGGCCCAGUUACUAUACGGACUGCUCCUCUGUCAUCUUCAUGGUGGACUCUGCUAACACCACCCAGAUGUCGUCGUCCUGUAUCCAGCUCCUGUCUGUCCUGUCUGCUGAACCUCUCCACACAGCCUCUGUCCUGGUUAUCUUCAACAAGAGGGACCUCCCUUGUACCAUGAGUCUCGUAGAGAUGAUGUCAUUGUUCAGGAUGGAUGACAUCAUCGCCUCUGCCACCCAGCCAAUCACGACCCUGGAACUGAGCGCUCGUUCCGGCCAGGGACUCCAGGAGGUGUUGGGCUGGCUGGACUCCACCCUAACUGACUGACAGAGUGAUGUCAUAGAAGCAUCUUCCUUCCAGGAAGCAGUUACUCAUUGCUGGUGCUUUCAAGACAACUGGGAACUCUGUAAAGGUCAGAAAGUCGGUGCUGUAGGAGGCCCGAGUUCCCGAGUUGGAAUUUCAAGUUGGAUGACCGUUCAAAAAAGAAAAAUCCCAGUUGUCUUGAACGCACUAAAGUCAGAGAUUUCUGAGUUCCCAGUUGCUUUGAACGCAACAUAAGUGACGUCAUUGUCACUGAACUUGGAAUGAUGUCACCACCAACUGUAAAGUGAGGGUACUGUAUCUCACACGUUACACAUGAAUCCUGUUGGCAAGAAGAUGUCCUCAUCCUCAUGAUCUCAGCACACCAAGAAUGAUGCGGUCAUUCACAUCACGUCUUAUUGAGGAGGCCUGAUAUUAAUGCUUUUAUGGCUGGAAUAUCAUGCCUGUAUUUAUUGUCAGCACUCUGUAUAGAUACUGUAUCUACCAGCAGUUGUUUUUUAAAGGCUGAGGGAGAACACUGUUAUAUCAUUUGGUUAAAAUAUUUCCAAACAGGGAAAUGCAUAAUCAUGUGUGGAGUAGUGUCCAUGAUGUAGCCUAACUAUGCUGGAGUAGUGUCCUCGAUGUAGCCUAACUAUGCUGGAGUAGUGUCCUCGAUGUAGCCUAACUAUGCUGGAGUAGUGUCCUCGAUGUAGCCUAACUAUGCUGGAGUAGUGUCCUCGAUGUAGCCUAACUAUACUGGAGUAGUGUUCUCGAUGUAGCCUAACUAUACUGGAGUAGUGUCCUCGAUGUAGCCUAACUAUACUGGAGUAGUGUCCUCGAUGUAGGCUAACUAUACUGGAGUAGUGUUCUCGAUGUAGCCUAACUAUACUGGAGUAGUGUUCUCGAUGUAGCCUAACUAUACUGGAGUAGUGUUCUCGAUGUAGCCUAACUCUACUGGAGUAGUGUUCUCGAUGUAGCCUAACUAUACUGGAGUAGUGUCCUUGAUGUAGCAUAACUAUGCUGGAUUCAUUGAUAUGGGGAAAUGAUGGAUGACAGUGGAAAUACAGUAACUGUCAUACAGAUGUGUGGAAAUACAGUAACUGUCAUACAGGUGUGUGGAAAUACAGUAACUGUCAUACAGGUGUGUGGAAAUACAGUAACUGUCAUACAGGUGUGUGGAAAUACAGUAACUGUCAUACAGGUGUUUGGCCUCCGGGGGGCAGACAGACAUUGUGUAGAAAAGUCAACCCUUUGAAGAGUGUGCUUCUCUAAGCAUUCAAUAUGUAGAAACAUUCCAUUAUAAAGUGUUUGAUAUUACAAUCUAGCUCAGCCUAUAUAUAUAAAUAAAACACACAGGUUGAAUGGUAUCAAAGCAACAAGUUAAGAAAUAUACUAUUGAUCAACAUGAUCAUGAAAUAAAAGCUGUAAAAUAUGAA